Molecule: messenger RNA, 3036 nt
Organism: Paraphaeosphaeria sporulosa
Lineage: Eukaryota; Fungi; Ascomycota; Dothideomycetes; Pleosporales; Didymosphaeriaceae
Exons: 2
Coding region: 82-2670 (862 amino acids)
Biological process (GO): mitotic sister chromatid cohesion; maintenance of mitotic sister chromatid cohesion
Cellular component (GO): SMC loading complex; chromatin
Molecular function (GO): double-stranded DNA binding
Source: RefSeq, a predicted model, not a curated record
ACGCAGCCAUGUUGAAGUCAUAGCAGCCACGCAGGCAUCCUCGAUCACCGAUCAACGGCAAGAGACGGAGAAACGUCAAUCAUGGAUCCACGUUACAACUGGCCGCCACAGGCCCGCCAGGGCUACUCAAACGGCCAGUACGUGCCUUCCUCGCAACCAAACGGGUAUGCGCCCAACGGAUACAGCAUGCCAUAUGGGACGCAACCACCACCAAUGCAGCCGGGCUUUCCUGCUUCGCAACAAGGGCAGGCGCAUCCGAGAAUUGCCAUCCCACCUCGCCCAGGCCAGCAGUCGCCCCCGCAAACCGCACCGCAACAACGAUACAUGCAACCGCAAGUCCACAUACCCCAGCGAAAUCCAAAUGCGAUGCCGCAGCCGCAGAACCAGCAAAUGCGGCAACCUCAGGUGCAUGGGUACGGGGAUGCGCAAAGGCCCGUUCAGCGCGCAGACGGCGGAGCGGCCGUUGAUCGUCGAGCGCAGCAGCAGCGGGCGCAAACCCCAGCGAAGCCUUCGCACAGGCCGCAGUCGUUUCAAGAGAACACUCCAAGGUCACAACAACGGCCGGUCGAUACUCCCAUACAGAACCAGAACCAGUAUCGCGCACCGCUGCAGCCUCAAGGAACACCGGCCCACGCACGCACGCCGACUGCCCAGUCACGGAGUCCCUCGAUAACCCAGUCGUCCUCUCAGGUCCGAUCUCAUCCACAAGUCGUCAUAAAAACCAAGCCUUCUACGCAGUUGCAGACACCUACGAGAUCACAGCAUGCGCCUGCGAGGCCGCUUCCGGCUGACCUCAUGGUCCUCAUCCUCUCCGCAGCAGAAGAGUAUAUCGGCGCGGCGAGGAGUCUGGGAUCUACUGUCGCUAUGACACUGAAGCCUGCUGAUCUGGAUCAAUACUACAGGCUCAUGGCGACCGCGAUGGGGUGUAUGGAGACUGUUCUGAAGAAGUACAACCAGACGCCACGGGAUGAGGCAAUCUUGAGGCUGAGAUAUGCAAGCCUGCUAGUUGAGGAAACGGACAACACUCAAGACAUUGAGGAGAUCUUGGCGAAAGGGAUUACGCUUUGCAACCGGAGUAAGCUGAUCGAUCUCAAGUACGCUAUGUUGCAUCUACAAGCCCGCUACCAAUUCAAAAGCAAUCACCGCGCAGCUCUCAAAAUGCUGGACCAACCGAUCUCGGAAGCCGAGACCUUCAAACAGAUUGUCUGGGUGUACGCUUUUCGAUUCUUAAAAGUGUCCCUUGCCCUUCAAGUUCCUGGCCGGCCGGAAACAUCAUCGGCGCUUCAGCAGUUACAUGCGAUAGCCGCUCACGCUGAGCCGAAAGGAGACAAAGCCAUCUACGUCACUUGUUGUGCCUUGGAAGCGAUGAUUCACUUGCGGUCGAGCGCUUCGGAUCGUCUUGAACAAGCUCAACGAGCAAUUGCCUCGGCGAGGAGUCUUCAACUUGAGCUCUCAGUCAAACAGCUGGGUUCGAUAACCAUCUUAAUCGAUUACAUCGACGUCGCGUGCAGCAUCCAGCAAGGGCAGCCAAGCCAAGAAAAACUCACAGCUUUGCAGAGUAAAGUGGACCAGAACGUCAAACCUGACAAUGGGGCUUUCUCCGUCUUGAUCGAGAGAAGCUCGGCUCCGAAUUUGACAUUCUCCACUGGGGGCGUCUUCCGCAAAGCCGACGAUGGCCGGGAUGAAUUGGUCUUUGCGUGGUUACCGCGAAGCGAUUUCGGGAUGCUGGCCUACUAUCUUAGCGGUUUGGUGGUUGUGACGAAGGAGAAGGGCACUAAAUACCUCCAAGAGGGCCACGCUCUCACCCAAGCUGCUCUUCAACGGUCCUCUACGGUCGCGGUUUCCGUGCCAAAAUCACUGGGACAGAGGAACUGGAUCAAGGUGCUCGAUUGGCAUAUCAAAUAUACCCUCGGCAUUGCCGCGUGUUAUCACGAGGACAAGUCAACCGCUCAAUUAGCGGUGUCGAUGCUUCGAGAGCGCGCUUCCGAACGUCCGUUUAAGGGAUUGGAAACAUACGCUCGUGCCUUGUCCUACCUAUCCGGCAUGGUGGACCAAGCUAAUGGAAUGCUCGACUCAGCCAUAGCCAUCUAUUCCGGCUCCGAGUUGAAUCUACCAGGUGUAGAGUCCGGUACCAAUUUUAAUACGGACAUUGCUCUGCUAGCAGCGAUGAACAGGAUGCUCAUCAUCCGGGAUCCUUCACACCCUCAGCAUUACCUGGCGCAGAUUCUCUAUGCGCAGCUUCAGCCGCUAUGCCUCAAUCAUCCCAACCAGUACAUCGACUGCGCGUUCCGUAUCAUCCAGGCCAUCACACAGGAAGAGUCAAUCAAGGGCCAUAAGACGCUAAUACACACGACUACGAAUAGGGCACAGAGACUUGGGAACGCUCAAUUCGUCUCUAUGUGCUUGAACUACAUGGCCAGUAAAUUCUUCGCGAAUCAGGUGGGAGAGCAGCCGAUCAAAUGCGCUCGAGCAGCGAGGAACGUCAGCAGCCAAGGCCCUGUUCUAUGGCGGGCAGUUGCUUGGGGUGCGUGUAUCGAUACCUUUCAGCGCAACGGUUUGCUUGAGGAUGCACAUAAUUGUCAAAUCGCAUUCGAGGCGAUUCGCGACAAGUUACCUCCUGCCUUGAGAGGCGAAGCACCUGACGCGGACGGCGAUAUCGACGUCAUGUAGUAGGAGUCUCACGAUAUGUUAUGCAUUAUAACGGCGUUUAUUGUGGGUCAGCAUGCUGAGACAAAAAUUCACGGAUUGUUGUUUCGCCGGUAUGAUACCAUGGAUCAUGGGUAGCGAGGCGUUCUUCUGGUAUCUCUGGUGUUGUUCGUCGAGGACGAAAGAUAUUUUGGCAUGUACGAGCUCAAGAAUUUGUUGACGCCAGACACGUAUAUUUACUCGCUAUAAGAGCGCGACUUCAACCACGUACGGUUCCACAGAUGAUGUUCUCCCAGUCGCACUAAGGAAAUUUAGUACACUGAGGUGUACCUGGCAUUUUACGCCAAAUAAAAGCUCGUACGAGCUAUCAUACUGAUCAGAAGAUGUGCA